AAAAAAAUUUGUGCAGCCAUGCACGUGCAGCCAUAAUUUGCUUUCACUCUCUUCCUCUUUGUUCACACAUAUAGCACGUGAAUAGUUUUCAUUCUUCACAAUCAUCCACUGCAGCCUUAACACGUGGAUAGCUAUCCACUUAUCUUGCUUUGGCUGCCACCCAUUAUCAAUUAUACUAUCUUCUCUCUUCAGCAUAUAUAUAUAUAUAUAUAUAUAUAUAUAUACCACGACCUUGUUCUCCAACACACCAAGAGCUGCCGCACCACACCUAAAAUAGAGGCAGCCCCUUUGGGCUGCUCUCUCUCCUCUCCUCUCCUUCUUCUCCUCCAUUUUUUUCAUAAUAGUUUUAGUUUUCUUUUGGGUAUUCAUAGAAUUUCUCACACAAGCUUCAAGGAUUCAUCAAGAGCUACAAGAUUCAAGCUUUAGGUGCAUAUUUCUUAUCAUAUUGAGUUAUGGAUCAAUGGAGCUAUGGAUGGGAAGACCCAAGGGGAUAUGAGCAAGAAAGUUUUUAUGGUGGAGGUCAUCAAGUGUGGAAUUCUCAUGCGAUCGGUUCUAUGUCUUCUUGCAAUGAAACUUGUGCUUUGUGUAAUUCUCCUUGGCAUUCAUCUUUUGAGUGCUCUUUGAGAUUUGAGUGCCCGGAUUUUAUGCAAGAGUGUGAGUACAAGAUGGGCAUGUAUCAAGAGACAUUUAUACCCAAUACAUAUCCACAAGAAGAAGCUUAUGAGCCUAGUAAGGAAUUUGUUGAUAGACUACUAGCUCAAUUGCACGCCUCCCAAGCUCUAUUACAAGCCUCUCAAGUUAGUAUUUCACAAGAGACCAUGGUUUCCGAAGCAUAUCCUCAUGAGCAAGCGUAUGAGUCUAGGAAGCCUUCUCUUGAAGAAUUGCUAGCUCAAUUGCAAGCUUCCCAAGCCCAAUUGCAAGCCUCACAAGCUCAAUUGCAAGCUUCUCAAGAAAUACUUAUACACACCAAUGAGCAACUUGAGACUAGUCUUGCACAAGAGCCACCCUUCACCAUUUAUGAUCAUGAAUCUUUCUUUGACCAAGUGCAGCCUAUUUCAAGAGAAGAAGUAUAUAUCGAGCAUCUUGAGCAAGAAUCCUUUAUGCAAGUUGAAAAUGAUGAUAGUGAUGUUGAUGUACAAGAAAUUGAGGUUGGUUAUGAAAGUUUCAAUGCAAGUGGGGUGAGAGACUACACUUCGGAGGAACCAGUGCAAUAUUGGAAAUCUAAUCUUCACAAUGAAGAGGAGGUAUAUGAAGUUGAUUCCGAAGAAGAGGAUAGCUUGUCUAGUGAGGAAGAUGUGGAGCUUGAAGACUUACACCAUGAUCCCUUAAUCGUUGAGGUCGAUAUUCCCAAGGAGAAAGAGAGUCCUUCAAUACCUUGUGAUGAGCUUCCUAAGGUGGAUUGUAGAAUAUUGAGCACUUACAUUCUUAAUGAGAGGAUUGAGAUCAAGGUACUUUUACCUCUCAAUCCACCAUUAAGUGGUCAAUGUUUCUACAAUGAGGUGAUGGAUUGGAAAGGAAGUGAACCUCUUGCACUUAACCUUUCCCAUCACUCGCAAGAGCUUCUACCACCUAUUGUUCCUAUGAGCAUCAUUUCUAAUCCACUUGAGAAGGAGAAGGCAAGGUUGGCUCCUAGAAGAAAAAGUGAGAAGAGGGGGAAGACUAAAAAGCUACACUUUUGGCCACCAAUUGGAGUAUUCUUAGGUAGUUCUUGGUCUUGUCUCUAUGACACAUCGAGGAGUCCCUUAGCCCCAAACAAUAGGGUGGUCGCACUUGAGAAAUAUCCACCUUGACAAGAUCACGUUCUAUGGACCGGCAAUGAAGUCCUUAAACAAAGCGCUCGCUAGGGAGGCAACCCUAGCACAUCAUUGGUAGUAUUUCUUCCUUUAGUAGUUUACUUUUGUGGUGAAAAAAGCUUUUUGGUCAUUUUUGGGUAGAUGGGAGGUGUCCAGAGUUGGAAAUGUGAAGGAGAAUUAAUUUGGUAGCGAGCAGUUUCUGUCCUGAAAAUUCAGUUGAAUUUGGGUGACUAUAGCUUCUAUUCUACAUGUUAUUUUGAGCUGAAAUUUUCUGAAGCUAUUCUCCUAUAUGUCUACUAAUUUGAGCCAUUUUGAGUCUCUGGAAAUUCAAUUAUUUGAUGGUCAAUGAAUGAGGGUCAGAACAGAAAUAGCUACUGUAGAGUGACUUUGAGAAGCUCUACCCUCUACAUAUCAAGCUAUUUGGAGCUAAAAAUUUUCAGAGAUGUAUCUUCACAUGUCCUCUAUACACAAAAGAAACAGUUUUUAAUUUUAACCUUCCUAGCUUCAGAUAUUGUGUUCCAAGUGACAGAGGUCAGAAACAGGGCAUAGCAGAAACUGCAGAACAGAUCAGUGAGUUUGGAGGCUAACGAUUUUUGACUCAUAAUUUAUUUUCAAGUGAAAUUUUAACCAAAGGCAGCUUCAUGAGUCUAGUUUUAUAUCCAGUUGGUCUCAUCCUCUUUGCACCUCUGGAGCUUCAGAUAUUUCUGUGUUGGUGACUGAGGGUCAGCAGAAAACUUCAUGACAGAUUAGCAAGUUUGACCAGCUUUAAUUUGCAUUUCAAUUGGAGAUAGGUGGCUAACUUUAUAUGGAUAGAAAGCUCUCUGAGUCUACUUUCCAUUUCCAGUGGCCUCACCUGAUUAUCACUUUCUGAGUAUGAGUUAUAGACAUUUGAAGACAGAAAGGUCAUUGCUGGAAGUUUUCUGCACUCACUAGUUUGUGUUCACUCGGGUGGUUGGACUUCUUGCACUUCAAUUCUUCAAUGAAGGUCAUUGUAGGGCUGUUGUGAGGUGUAUUGGAGGUGAUCAAGGCCAUGUGCUUAAUGAAGGACCUUGUCCUUAUUCUUUGGUAGCCUAUUUGUGACGCAUUGUUCUUUGGACACUAUAUAUUUUUCAAUGGAGUCGAUCUUUCUUGAGCA
Messenger RNA from Rosa chinensis, 2928 nucleotides. RefSeq lists its product as uncharacterized. The transcript is spliced from 2 exons. Bases 453 to 1790 code for a protein of 445 amino acids. The record is from RefSeq and is a predicted model, not a curated record. NCBI's taxonomy places the organism in Eukaryota, Viridiplantae, Streptophyta, Magnoliopsida, Rosales, Rosaceae.